This is a messenger RNA of Exophiala viscosa, 1180 nucleotides long. RefSeq names its product NmrA-like family protein. Gene Ontology annotation, molecular function: oxidoreductase activity. The record is from RefSeq and is a predicted model, not a curated record. The coding region runs from base 201 to 1085 and encodes 294 amino acids. Lineage: Eukaryota; Fungi; Ascomycota; Eurotiomycetes; Chaetothyriales; Herpotrichiellaceae. The transcript has a single exon.
CACACUCAGUACUGUACUGCCUCGGAAGGUAUCUUGCACAACCCCACAUUGUUGAUGAUGGCGAAUUGUUCCCCACCUCCAGCUUCCCCAAGGCGUCGGUAAACCAUCUAGACGAGGGAUAUCAUCCCGUACCAACCUGAAAAUUGUGAACAAGAUCUCAAAAUUUUGAUACAUCUCCUAGCAUCAAAGACAAACUAAGCAUGACUCUCAACAGUGUCCUCCUCAUCGGCGCCGGUAACCUCGGCAGCUUGAUCCUCAAGCAUCUCCAGGCCUCUUCUCACAAGUUCACCAUCACUGUAUUGACUCGGGAAUCGUCAACCGCGCAGUUCCCAUCGUCGGUAAAGGUCGCUAAGGUUCCCGAUGCUUACCCACACGCGCAGCUCGUGGAAGCCUUCAAAGGUCAUGAUGUCGUCGUCUCCGCAAUCUCCAUGAUGGGCAUGCACCAGCAGUACAAAUUCAUCGACGCCGCCGUGGAAGCCAAGGUCAAGCGCUACAUCCCCACUGAGUACGGUCUCGACGAUCUUCCAGAUUGGUUGACGGAGCUGAGGCCCAUGUUCCGGACCAAGCAUGACGUGCGGGAUUACUGUUUCGAAAAGGAGAAAGAGGGUCUAUCCUGGACGUGCAUCGUCUGCAAUGUCUUUUUUGAGAUGGGCAUUCAGAGUGGCUUCUUCCAAUUCGACUGGAAAACGAAGACGGCUGAAUUGAUCGACGGGGGAGAGGCCAAAUGGCCGGCCACCACUUUGGAUACCGUUGCCAUCGCCGUUGUCAAGGCCGUUGAGAAGGACGAAGCGACUAAGAAUAAACUGCUGUUGAUACAGGAUUUCAGGACGAGCCAGAAGGAGAUCCUAGAUGCCUUGCCGGGAAAGUGGAAGGUAGAGAAUGUGAAGUAUGAAACGUGGUUGGAGGAGGCUAAGGAGAAGGUUCGGAAUAAUGAUGAUAGUGCCCUUCCCAAGCUGACAUUUGGGUCGGUGGUCACGGGAGCGGAAUGGAAGGAUAGAAAGGAGUUCGGAAACGAGUUGUUGGAUUUGCCGACAAAGUCAUUCAAGGAAGCAAUGGAGGAGGCAUUGAGGGGGGUGCAGUCAUGAUGCGGCAGGGCAGAUGAAGUCGACGAGGCUACGAGGCUGUGCCAAGAAGAAUAAAUAUUCUCCAAAUCUGACACUUCUGAGUCGUUAGUUCUCAA